UCCGUAUAAAAAUAAUGUCUCCCUCACAUCCGCUGUCUGUUCACAUAUAGCUUUCGUUUACUGACUAUUUAUUGAUGCCCGCAUUAAGCUCCUAAUGACAGGACGCUCAACUCCCCACCAGGACAUACCUGUCGACGAUGCGUCCGACGCUACCAUAGCUCAAACCGACGAGAUUAUGAAAUCGUACCUGCGCAAAGUCGACCUGCGCAUUGCGGCGUUCCUCUGCUUUGGCUACGGAUCCGUGCUUCUGAACCGCUCUGCAACCAGCUUCUCCAAGAUCCAAGGCAUCGAAGCCCAGCUCGACAUGCACGGCACCCAGUACAACACAUUGCUUGCGUUAUUCUACCCGACCUUUCUGUUUUUCCAGCUGCCGUUGAACCUGGUGUAUCGGAAGAUCGGUGCCCGCAUGUACAUCCCAACAAUGCUGUUCUGUGCCGGCACAUUGAGCGUAUGUGUGCUAGCCGUGCAUUCGUACUCUGGCAUGCUGGUGAUUCGCAUUCUCGAGGGACUCUUCCAGGCGGGGUUCUGCUCGGCUGUGUUCUUCACUCUCUCGCUCUGGUACCCGCGCCAGUACCUCGCCACACGCACUAGCUGGGUAAUCAGCUCUACAUGUCUGGCUGGCAUCCUGUUCUCCGCCUUCAGUCUCGGCCUCUCGAAGCUUAACGCGCCAGCACCCAUCUACUCCUGGCAGUACCUGUAUUUGCUGGUCGGCUUGCUGGCCUGCGCUUCAGGUCUCUUUGGUUUCGCCUUUAUCCGUGACCAUCCGGACACUGCCAGCUUCCUGAAUGACCAGGAGCGCACCUUCAUUGCUGAGGUCAUGAGCAAGAGCGACUUGCAGGCGAGCCAGUCGAAGAAAAUAUCCGGCCGUCAGAUCAUCCAGGGCCUGACCGACUGGCGCCUACUGAUGUUCAUGGCCAUCGACUUUGCCAACAACUACGUGGGCGCAUCGGCCAGCGGCUGGGCCCCUGUCCUACUAACAAGCAUCGGCCACUCGACCACCACCAGCAUGCUGAUUUUGCUCAUUUCGGCCAUCCUGGCCAUGCUGGCGACCAUUGCCACUGGGUGGUACGCCCAGCGCAUAAAUCACAUCGGCUACUUGCAGAUUGCCCUGUCGGUGGCUGGAGCCGUCGUCCUUGUUAUUGGCGUGGCCGGUGUCCAGAGCAAAAUUGCGCGCACCAUCAGCGUGUUCCUUUUGCCAAUUCUCGCCGCUCCUGCCUGUAUUGUCGGCCCGACCUGGCUGAACCUGAGGAUCCGCGGGACCGACAACAGCGCUAUUUCCAAUGCCUUUGCCACCGCCGCCUGCAAUAUCGGCGUGUUUGCUAACAGCUACGCCUACUUAAACAGCGAUGCGCCGCUGUAUAUCAAGGGUAGUUCAUCUAACUUUGCCAUGUUUGGUGCUGCUAUCAUCUGCAGCGCUGUAUUGCUGUAUAGCUCUAGAGCCGACAAACUCACUAACUCGCGUACCAGCUUCAGAAAAUCUGGAUUCAAGCAUAUCCACUAACGCUGCGCAGCAUAGCUGUUACUUUACUUCUA
Linderina pennispora is the source of this 1533-nucleotide messenger RNA. Its product is annotated as MFS general substrate transporter. Bases 95 to 1501 code for a protein of 468 amino acids. Gene Ontology annotation, biological process: transmembrane transport. The record is from RefSeq and is a predicted model, not a curated record. Lineage: Eukaryota; Fungi; Kickxellomycota; Kickxellomycetes; Kickxellales; Kickxellaceae. The transcript has a single exon. Gene Ontology annotation, cellular component: membrane. Gene Ontology annotation, molecular function: transmembrane transporter activity.